Molecule: messenger RNA, 735 nt
Organism: Guillardia theta CCMP2712
Lineage: Eukaryota; Cryptophyceae; Pyrenomonadales; Geminigeraceae
Exons: 2
Coding region: 1-735 (244 amino acids)
Source: RefSeq, a predicted model, not a curated record
AUGAGCAAGGAGCAAGGGUUUAGGAAGCAUCCUCUGGCGACCUUCUUCGUUGAGGCGCACGACUUCGUUCAUAAUGCUGGAGCGAUCCUCUACCGUCGUGUGAGGGCUCCUGCACCGGCUGCAGAUGGCGCGGCGAUCCCACCUGCCCCGGCUGCUGUGCCUGAUGACGCAGGACGCCCCCCGGCAUCUGUGGUACACAUCCCUGGUUUGCGCGCUCUCGUCGACUCGUCUCAUGAGCACUUCAUUCCUCCGCCUGCGCAGCGAAAUGUGACUCCUCUUGUCAUGCGCGUCUUCCCUCGCCAUGUGCAUGCUCGCGCUGCGCUGACCGAUCAGCAGCGUGAUAUCCUCACCUUGCACAGUCGCAGGACACACUCGCUCAAGUCGCAGGAUAGGGUCUUGCAGUCUACCAUCUUCGCUCAUUUUCCUGAGCGUGACCUGAGCCACUCUCCGAUGCGAGUCUCGAGCUACUACCCCCUCAAGGCCUUCCCGCACCGCUAUGCUCAGAUGCUCGACUGCUAUCUCCAUGGCAUGCCGAUCUGCCAGUGUCCGACGGAAUGUGAUGGAUGUCAGCGCGCGCUCGAUCCCUCCGUUGCUGCACAUCAUCUCCAGACCUGCAAACGCCGAUCCUCCAAGCUUCCCACGGCGCAUGACAACCUUACUCGUACGAUUCGGUCGAUGCUGAACGAAGCUGGUCUUCAGAGCGUCAUCGAUACAGUGGGGCAUGGGCGUGUCUAG